GAAUGAUCACAGGCAUUCAGCAAUCAAGCUAACGUACGAGUUCUUCAAAACGAGAAUGUAUCUGAAGGAUGUUGAUGCCUUCAAUGCCAUGGAAAAAGUAGGCCAAUCCGAAAUACAACACUUUGUUGACUUCGCCAGAAUUUGUCACUUGCCACAAGAAAUGCCACACAAAAGUAAACUAAAGUCUCUAACUUUACCUACUGCGACACAGUUGCACCAAGCAGGAGUGAAGUUCAAGGUGAAGCAAAGUAGGAAUCUUUUUGACAUACAGUUCAAAGAUGGAACCUUGGAGAUUCCACGCUUGAGAAUAAAUGAUGCUAUGGAGAACUUUCUGAGGAAUCUCAUUGCAUAUGAACAUUACCACUUGAAAGAUAACUAUGUGAAUGACUAUGUCUUCAUCCUGCAUCGCCUUAUCGACACGCCUGAGGAUGUGGAAUUGCUUGCUCAGAAUGGGAUUAUUGAGUCAAAGUUAGCAGAUCUGUGUAAGGAGCUCAAUGAUUACUAUAGAGUGCCCUGGCAUAAAUGGAAGGCAACUUUAAAACAGGACUACUUUACAAAUCCAUGGGCCAUUAUCUCUGUAAUUGCAGCAAUUGUGCUUCUUAUACUCACCAUAGUGCAGACAUAUUAUGCAGUGGCUUCUUACUAUUAGUUGUUUCCCAAAAAAAAAAAUGUUACAAAUUUUUUUUUUCCGUGGUACAAAAGUUUUCGGCAAGAGAUUGGACUCACCCACAAGCCAAGGAUAGGGAGAACUAACUCAUGAUCUAUAGGAACUAGCCCAAACAGGGAUGUGCAUACAUCCUGUUAAUCCUAACCUUAGUAGUAUUCCCGCUUCACUUAGCUGCGAGUAUGCCUCCCUAAGUGCCACGACAAUCUCCAAAAUUGAACCUUUUCUGUUUGGUAAGAGUGUCCAACUCUUUGACUACUGAACCCAUAGUGCGAUGUGUUGUUACAAGUUUAUGAUGAUAGAUAAAUUUAUAUUUGAUUUUUAUGCAAA
This is a messenger RNA of Neltuma alba, 994 nucleotides long. RefSeq lists its product as uncharacterized. The coding region runs from base 56 to 649 and encodes 197 amino acids. The transcript has 2 exons. The record is from RefSeq and is a predicted model, not a curated record. NCBI's taxonomy places the organism in Eukaryota, Viridiplantae, Streptophyta, Magnoliopsida, Fabales, Fabaceae.